Molecule: messenger RNA, 4120 nt
Organism: Ictalurus furcatus (blue catfish)
Lineage: Eukaryota; Metazoa; Chordata; Actinopteri; Siluriformes; Ictaluridae
Gene: grin3a
Product: glutamate receptor, ionotropic, N-methyl-D-aspartate 3A
Exons: 9
Coding region: 641-4030 (1129 amino acids)
Biological process (GO): synaptic transmission, glutamatergic; modulation of chemical synaptic transmission; ionotropic glutamate receptor signaling pathway
Cellular component (GO): postsynaptic membrane; plasma membrane
Molecular function (GO): transmitter-gated monoatomic ion channel activity involved in regulation of postsynaptic membrane potential; NMDA glutamate receptor activity
Source: RefSeq, a predicted model, not a curated record
UGUGUUGCUGCAUUAGUGUUGGCUAGCGCAGCUUCACGCGCACCUCACUACGGAAAAUAAUCGAGCUCGCGCGUCGCCUGAGCGUCAGUGCGUCGUGCCAAACACUGCGCCGCUGGAUUUCCGCGGUGGGCGUCGACUGCCUCCUGUCUUUAGAGAUAUUUGGGAAGACUUUAGAUUACUCUUUAAUCGGCUUUUAAUAUUUUCUCUCGGUUUCCCGUGCGUAAAUGCGCGUAAAAAAAUAGAUUUUUCUGUUUGUUUGUUUUUUUUUCAAUUAUUAUUAUUAUUUUUGGUUAACGUGCAAAUAUAGCCUAAUGAAAAUGCAUAGAGGAUAGGAACAGCACGAUUUUGAAGUGCGUACGUUUCGAGAAAAUAGCAAUUCAAUCAGUCAUAAUAAUAAUAAAUACUUUAUUCUCAAAUUCAUCUGGAGAUGAAAAACGGCUGUUUGGAAACGCGUCUCUCGCGCGCGCCGCUCGCGGUCACUCGGGAUUCCGCCGAUCGCGCGGAGCGAAACUUCACCGCGUGCUGGACAUUACCGGAAGAGCGAGCCAACCGGCGCUGGACGCGGAGCAGGAGACGGGAGCGCGGAGGCGGACGCCGUCUUUUUCCCGAGCGCGUCGAGAGCAGCAGGUUGCGUUGAGGAAUGCCGGCUCCGGGGAUUUGGGAUACGCUGGGAAGGUUGGUGCUGCUUCCGUUGCUCGCGCCGGGCGUGUUGGUGCUCAUUUUGACGCCCGCGUGCCUCCUCGCGCACCCGCAGCCAUGUCAGAUCCUGAAACGGAUCGGGCACACGGUGCGAGUGGGAGCUGUGCAUCUUCAGCCCCGCGCCGUGACGCACAGCUCCCUCGGGAGGAAAGGAAUCGAGUGGGAUUGGGACGCGGACAGAGAAACGACCUGGGAACAGCUCGAGUUAGUCAGGAAAAGUGUAAGUGAACAAGGUGCGAGGGAUGUUAGGACUAAAGGCUCGAACCAGCAAAAAGGCGCGAAAAGUAAAUCCGUGCACAAACAAGUCGCGAGCGCGUUUCUACCCAGAGACUCCAUCUUCCUGGCCGCGGAGACUCUGAACCGAUUACCGAACCUGUUACCGUACAACCUGUCACUGGAGAUCGUCAUGGCUGUGGAGGUAGGACUCGGCGAGCUACCGGCUUUCUCCUUCUCCUCUUCACCUCCUCCACCUGUGUGUUCCGACCCCAUGUCGUUCCUGCAGAGUGUGUGUCACACGGUCGUGGUUCAAGGCGUUUCAGCCAUCAUGGCGUUUCCUGAGAACAGAGACGAGUUCAUCAAGUUGGAGUUCGUGUCCUCCUCGCUGCACAUUCCAGUCAUCAGCGUCGUUCAGAACCAGUUCAGGCGUCAGAGUCGGAACUCGCUCCAUUUCCAGAUGGCCAUGCAGAAUCCCCAGACUCCUCAGGUGGACUUAAUCUAUUCUCUUCUUUCCAUUAAUAAUUGGUACGAUGUGAGCCUGCUGAUGUGCCAGGAGCUGAAUAUUUCCCAGUUCAUCUUCCUGCUUCGCAACAACUCAAAAUUUCACCUGGGCUCCAUAGUCAACAUUUCCACUAACAGCAGCAGCAAAAGUGACUUUCAGACAGCCCUGCAGAGUCACAUGACCUCCAUUAAGGACAUAACAUCCACCAUUGUGACUUUUGGAUGUGAUAUUCGGGACAUAAAGAGGAUCUUUAUAACCAUAGCAAAGCUUGGGUUAGUGCUGCCAGACUACCACUGGAUUAUAGGGGACUCGCAGAACGUGGAGGAGUUAAGGACCGAGGGGCUGCCGAUGGGCCUUAUGGCGCAUGGGCGAAUGAGGCAGCCUGCUCUGGAUCACUACGUUCAGGACUCUUUGGAGUUUAUUGCCAGGGCCGUUGGAUCAGCUGCCACUGUGUCUCCAGAGCUGGCGCUUAUCCCUGGCAUCACAAACUGCAUGGUGAUUGAGGAUAAAAAUCUCACCUCAGGAAGCUAUCUGUCCAGGUUCAUGGCCAACACAUCAUUUGAUGGGCUAAGUGGCUCCAUUCAUGUUCAGGAUGAAUCUACCAUUAUCUCCAAAAGCCAUCACUUUAUUUGGAAUCUGCAGCAUGAUCCAUUAGGGAGCCCUGCAUGGACGCGACUUGGUAGCUGGAAGCAGGGAAAAGUGGUACUGGACUAUGGAGUUUGGCCUAGUAAGAAACGUUCACACCCAGGUGGCGAUUGGAGGCAUUCCUCCAGGUUGCACCUGCGGGUAGUGACGCUGGUAGAGCACCCCUUUGUAUUCACGCGAGAGGUGGAUGAUGAUGGUCAGUGCCCAGCAGGGCAGCUGUGCCUUGACCCACUCACCAAUGACACAGCACUCCUUGAUGCCCUCUUCCAUGGCCUGCAGUCUGGCAACAGCACAGUUCCCACCAAGCUCAAGAAGUGCUGCUAUGGCUAUUGCAUAGACCUGCUGGAGAAACUAGCUGAGGAUGUGGGUUUUGACUUUGACCUCUAUAUUGUGGGAGAUGGAAAGUAUGGUGCCUACAAGAACGGCCGCUGGACAGGCUUGGUGGGAGACCUGCUGAGUGGUGCAGCACAGUUGGCUGUCACUUCAUUUAGCAUCAACUCAGCUCGCAGUCAGGUUAUCGACUUCACCAGCCCUUUCUUCUCCACCAGCCUGGGCAUCCUAGUGAGGACAAGAGACACGGCAGCACCCAUUGGUGCCUUCAUGUGGCCCUUACACUGGAGCAUGUGGCUGGGCAUCUUUGCAUCUCUCCACGUUACUGCUGUAUUCCUUACCCUGUAUGAGUGGAAGAGUCCAUUUGGGAUGACGCCCAAAGGCCGAAACAGGGACCGUGUAUUCUCCUUCUCUUCAGCACUCAAUGUUUGCUAUGCCAUCUUGUUCGGUAGGACAGCUGCCAUCAAGCCACCCAAGUGCUGGACAGGCCGCUUUCUAAUGAAUCUCUGGGCCAUAUUCUGUCUGUUUUGUCUCUCAACAUACACAGCCAAUCUGGCUGCCGUGAUGGUUGGGGAAAAGACGUAUGAGCAGCUUUCAGGUAUACACGACCCCAAGCUCCAUCAUCCAUCGCAGGGUUUCCGAUUUGGGACCGUACGGGAGAGCAGUGCUGAGGAUUAUGUGAAAAAAAGCUUUCCAGAGAUGCAUGAAUACAUGAGGCGAUAUAAUGUUCCUACAACCCCUGAUGGAAUAGACCACCUUAAGGAUGAUCCUCAAAAACUAGAUGCUUUUAUUAUGGACAAAGCCCUCUUAGACUAUGAAGUGUCCAUUGAUGCUGAUUGUAAAACUCUCACAGUGGGGAAACCAUUUGCAAUUGAAGGCUAUGGCAUUGGUCUCAAACAGAAUUCGCCUCUGACUUCAAAUAUCUCUGAGCUGGUUAGCCAGUACAAGUCAGAUGGAUUUAUGGACAUGCUGCAUGAUAAGUGGUACAAAGUGGUGCCCUGUGGGAAAAGAAGUUUUGCUGUGACAGAGACUUUACAGAUGGGGAUUAAACAUUUCUCAGGGUUAUUUGUAAUGCUGUGCAUAGGAGUCGCUUUGUCUCUCCUCACAACUAUUGCUGAACACGUUGUCCAUCGCUGGGUGAUACCCAAGAUGCAGAACAAGCCACAGUACUGGCUUCAUACGAGUCAAAGAUUGCAUCGAGCACUUAACCCGACCCUCAAUGAAGACAAAUUAUCAACUGUUGCGAAACCGGAAAAAAGGUGCAACAUUGGGAACAACCAGCAAAAUCUCUGGAACGUCUGUGAAAACUCGGUCUGCCCACGUUGUCGCCUUUCCAACCAAGAGGAACAGCAGAACAAUUUGGAGUGUUUACAGUGUAAAGAGCUCCUCCCCCCUCCUCCUCCUCCUCCUCCUCCUCCUCCUCCUGUUUCUCCUCCUCCUCCUCAGCUGAAAAGACAGCUUCCUCUACAGUCGAAUGGGAAAACAGACCUGCUGGGCCUGGCACACAGCCCAAUAGUGCAGGAGCUGACUGACCUGGAGACUCACAUUCAGAUCAUCAAACAGCAGCUCCAGCUGGCCAUGAAGAAAAAAAAGGAGCUGGAACAGUACCAGAGAACCAACAUGGCACCCGAGUCCUAGAGCAGUCUCUGAAGCUGUUUUGGGGAAGUCUGUGACUCUGCGAAAUUAAUGAUGGAUUAUUUUGCUUCCCAAGUCGAAGCUUUUCAUGUU